Molecule: messenger RNA, 4524 nt
Organism: Penicillium psychrosexuale
Lineage: Eukaryota; Fungi; Ascomycota; Eurotiomycetes; Eurotiales; Aspergillaceae
Product: CAZyme family GH18
Exons: 5
Coding region: 1-4524 (1507 amino acids)
Biological process (GO): carbohydrate metabolic process
Molecular function (GO): chitin binding
Source: RefSeq, a predicted model, not a curated record
AUGCCGUGGACGAUUCUUUGGACGGCGGUAGCACCGGUCCUCUGUGUAUUACUAUCACUCGGCACACCGGCCUCGGCUUUGAGUACCCACUCUGAACGCCUAGCUGCAGCUCUGAAUGCCCCGGGUGCGUUCCAGUCGCAGCUCAAACCAUGUCCAGCGCCGUGUGCUAGCCACGAGCCCCAGCACUGGACUGUCUAUGCUUCCUUUGACCGGCUCUCCUUCUGCCAUGAGCCAAUUCUUUUCGAUAUCGCCAUUCACACUCCUGUCAAUGACUCUUCUAAGACGCUAAAGUUUCGCGCCUGCACCACAGGUGAUGGCUGGGAUGAGUCUAGGAAUGCCGGUGCAAUUAGUGGAACGGUCUAUGCGGGCCCCUCCGUUCGGGAGUCCAAGGUGACGCUACAGGUUGCACAACAGAAAUCUGCAGGAGCAGCUGAAGGCACCAGCGAGGAUGUAAUCACCGUGCUCACGCAGGUGCAGGCAUACCUCCACGCAGGGAUUGACUGCACCAAGAAUAUUAUGCUAGGUUACUACAAGGGGGUGGUUGUCGGCGUGUAUGCCGGCCAGGCAUUGGGUAAAGCUACAGCUUCAUCGGUGAUGGGCCAGGUCCUCUCCAAGUUCAAGGGAGCGGCUCCCGCGACCACGCUUACACAGCUCUGCGGUGAUCAGCGUGACGCAGACCAUGUCUUUGGUAUUGCCACUUCAACCGUAGCGGACCUUUCUGCUGUGCAGGCCGCACUGGUAUCAUGGAGUCAAGGGAAAUGUGAGAGCGGACUCGGCGACGCGACCUCACUCCCGAAUGUCAGUAUCUGGGAGGUACCGCAACAUCCAGUCGGAAGGAACACUACCACAACUUCAAAUUCUACCGGUCAGGAGCUUGAUGCGCCCCUCCUCGCUCGCACAACCAAAUACUGCAAAAAAAGGACGGUUGUCUCGGGUGACAUCUGCCAGUCUCUAGCCAAGGCGUGCGGUAUCACCCUCGACCAGUUCUACAAGUACAACUCCAAGGAAAUGUGUUCGAACCUGAAGAUUGGCUCGAGUGUCUGCUGCACCGACGGGUUCCUGAAGCCACAGCCUUACGAUAACGGCACCUGCUAUACAUACACGACACAGACCGGUGACACAUGCUACGACAUCGGCCUUGCCUGGAGUCUGACGGCCAAAGACCUUGGGAAAUUUAACGAUGGCACCACAUGGGGCUGGAACGGCUGCGACAACCUGGGUCACAGUCAGAACAUAUGUCUCAGCUCGGGCCGACCCCCGAUCCCGGCCGUUCUGCCCAACGCUAUCUGUGGGCCGCAAGUGCCUGGCACGAUCUUGGACAGCCCUAUCACCAACGCCUCGGAAUUUGCCUUGCUGAACCCGUGUCCACUGAACUCGUGCUGCAACAUCUGGGGCCAGUGCGGGAUUGACUCAAGCUUUUGCACCCUGUCCACCGGCCCCACGCGGAAUCCGGGCACAUCGAAGCCGGGAGUAUACGGCUGCAUCUCGAACUGUGGUACCGGCAUUGUUAAUAAUCAUGACGGUCCUUCGGGUGGCUACCAGCGCGUGGGCUACUAUGAGACGUUCAAUUGGGACCGUAAAUGUCUGCACAUGCGUGCACAGUGGUCCAACACACUUGACUACACCCACAUGCACUGGGCGUUUGGUUCUAUUGGUGAGGACCUGUCUGUAUACGUUAAUGACUCGCACAGCCAGUGGUCCGGCUUUAUGGAUCUGAAAGACGUCAAGAAGAUAGUUUCCUUUGGGGGAUGGGGUUUCUCGACGAAUGUGUCAACCUACGACAUCCUUCGCAAAGCCAUGGCCCCUGACAAUCGCCACAAGUUCAUCUCCAACCUCGUUGCCUUUGCCAAUAGAACGGGUGGUACGCAAGCUGCUGACACGACGCUCAAGGCACUACGACAGGAGCUACCAGACAAAUAUUCCAUUUCCAUUGCCGCUCCAGCUUCAUACUGGUAUCUCAAAGCGUUCCCGAUUAGCGAUAUUGCGAAAAUUGUCGACUACAUUGUUUACAUGGCUUACGAUCUACAUGGCCAGUGGGAUUAUGGCAACAUGUACACGCAGUCAGGAUGCAAAAGCGGCAACUGUCUUCGCAGUCAUGUUAAUCAGACUGAAGUGCUUCUGGCACUUGCUAUGAUUACCAAAGCAGGUGUGCAUUCUAACAAGAUAAUGGUGGGUGAGUCGAGUUACGGAAGAUCCUUCAAGAUGGCCAAACAAGGUUGCACAGGACCAGACUGCUUUUUCACUGGCACGAAUGAGACCUCCAAUGCGAAGCCAGGUCGAUGCACCGGUACCGGGGGCUAUAUCUCGAACGCGGAAAUCAAGGAGAUUAUUUCGCAUGGCGGCGAAUCGGUCAAGACCUGGUACGACAAGGACACGGCCUCUGACUACGUAGUCUAUGAGAGUGAGUAUCUUAUCUUUCCGACCUCUGCCAUCAUCCGCACUCAGCAUCAGCCGUCAAGGAGACCUUAUACUUAUGGAUUGGUAUACGCAGAUGAUCAAUGGGUAGCUUACAUGAGUUAUAACACCAAGCAGGCGCGAAGGGACACAUGGAAGAAACUCAAUUUCCGGGGGACGAUUGACUGGGCGGUUGAUCUCCAAGACUUCAAUGUGGCUGACACCGUCGGUCCUACGGGAGACUACAACAAGUCGUCGUGCAUCAAUGUCUUCGACAACAUGAUCUGGAACUGGGUCAACCCGGUCAUUGAUGCCCCCGUCGGGUGCACAAAUCUCAUCCAAGCGUCCCCGUUGGCGACAACGGUGACCCGCACGGCAUACACCACGAUCACGCUGGUGUCCGGGGGCACCGUCAGCACUACCAUUGUGUCUACUGCCUUCCUCGUUUCUGAGGUCGAUUACCAGCCGUUUACGAUCGCCUCCUCGGAUACGGAGAACGGGACCAUCAUCACAUACAAUCCCAUCCCGCGUGUGACGCCGAGCCCCAUGGGGAUCCAGGUGCCGAAAGGGUGGGCGAUCACUUCGCCCGACGGCGAGGUGGAUGGUCCGUCCACCACCACAGACUUGGUUGGUCUUCCCACCACUACCACCUCCACUACCACCACCGAUGCAGGAGGGUUCAUAGUCUACAUUACAUGGCAGCCAACGGUGAGCUACAGCCUGCCAUCAUUCGUCACACCCAAAAUCCCUGCACCCACCAUCCCUGACGACGACAACUCUCCCACCCCCAUACCUGAUCCAGGAGUAACCGACUGUAUCGGUGAUGCCUGCACUAAGGGGCCCGAUUGCACCGACAGCGACUGUACACGCGGUGGAGACUGUACCGGCCCCAGCUGUACCCGCGGUGGCGACUGCACCGGUCCAAAGUGCGUCCGGGGCGGAGUAUGUACAGGCCACAACUGCGAGAAAGGGGGUCGCUGCUCGAGCGAUCAUUGCGUCUCGGGUGGCGGGUGCUCGGGUGCCAAAUGCAACAAGGGGGGCGGAUGCUCAGGUGCCAAAUGCAACAAGGGUGGCGGCUGUGUGAAAACCAUACUGAAUAAUUGCAGCCCGGGACCCUGCGUCGGACCGUCUUGCAUUGAUAUGAGCUGCCCGUGGUGCGACAACGGUAUUACCAUCACGGUCCAGCCUGGGGGGAACCCUGCGCCUACACCCAGGCCUACCUGUCUGAACAACUGCCCGACAUUACCUUCCUGCGCGGGCGGCGCCACAUCGUGCAACGAGCCGUGCAACAUCAAUCGGUGCCCCGCGAACAGCAUGCCGACCGAAAAGGCCUGCACGAGCUUCACCACUGCCAGUGACUGCACGGUAAUUAUCAGCAGCACGGCGGUCCAUACCACCCCGACGAGGAGCUUCUCGACCACCACGCGAACUCGUUGCGAGACGGUGAUCGACUGCGACGUGCAAGAUAUGACAGUCACAACCACCAUCACCACCAGCGAGGUCCCGGACGCAACUGCCUCCCCAACGGGUAUAUACGACUACGAGAACGACUCUCACGAUAAUCAGGCUGUGUUUGCUGCCCUUGCAUCCGACUACGAUGAGUGGGAAAGGACCGCAGACACCACCACGACCACGACCACGACCACGACUACGACAACCAGUAGCACACCUACGACUACCACUUCAACCUCAAGUCCUAACCCUAACUACCCGAAUGAGUUCAUGAUAUUGAAGUACGAGGUUCACACGGUAUACUUUGAUUUGAGCGAGAAGCACUCCUACUCUUGGUCCGGUGACUACUACGCCUACAAUCAGGAUUCGACAACCGAGAACGUAUGCACCAACUCCUACCGUGUAACUGGCCCUAUCGACGCGGGCGCUAGUGAUGAGUAUCCCGCAUCACUGGGUACUUUUGAUCUCCCUGCACAGUACACGGGCUGCAAGUACUCCGGAAAUACCGACUCUGUAGGGUCGGUUACAUGCGGCUCAAAAACCUUCUCGUGCAGCAAAUUCCAAGAUUAUGACGGAAAAACCCCCACGUUUGAUUGCGGUAAGACUACAGCCGAUGGUGGUAGUACAUAUAUAUACCAUUACUACUAUGAGGCGAUCCAGUGUGUCAUCACUUACUAA